AUGAACGAUGUGGCUAGUCUGGGAGUAGGUUCUGUUGCUGGAGCUGCGGUCUCGGAGCUCCUGAAAGUCGUGAUUGAAAUGGCUAAGAUGGUGGCUGCGUUCAAAGAGAAGUAUAUGGAGCUCGCAUCGACGUUGGAGGACAUGCGUCCGAUAAUCGAAGAUAUCGAAAGGUUACAAGGUUCUGGAGAACUAAAGAAAUUCAUAGAUUUAAUCAAUGAAGCUCGUGUACUGGUUCGGAAGAGUUCAAAAGUCAAGCGGUGGAAUCUACCUGCAAGAGUUAAAUACACAAGAAGAAUAGACGACAUCAACCAGAGGAUGCGAAAUUUCUGUCAGAUUCAAGUGCAGCUUCUUAUACUUCGAAACCAAAAUGUGAUUAUGAGUCAACUUACAACAUCCUUUUGUUCCCCGUCGUUGUCUCCCAAGCCGUCAGACAUGCUGCCCGUGCAUACGAUGAAAGCCCUGCAGAGUCAUCUCCAAAGUAUCAAUAACAAACUCGAUGUUUUGAGUGUUUCUCCGCCUGUUUAUAAGGAUCUUUGUUCGGUCCCAAAGCUUGAUAAAGUUUUAGUUGGUUUGGAUUUGCCAUUGAUGGAGAUAAAGAAGAAGCUCCUUGAUGAUGAUGAUUCAGUGGUUAGUCUCGUGGUCUCUGCUCCACCGGGGUGCGGGAAAACAACAUUAGUUACUCAGCUUUGCCAUGAUGGAGGGAUCGAAGAAAAAUUCGAGUAUAUCUUCUUUUCCGAUGUGUCAAAGGUUCCUACCUUCAGGACCAUAGUACAGACUUUACUACAGCACAACGGUUACGAAGCAACUACAUUUGAGGACGAUUCUGAAGCAGUUGAUGGCUUAAGAAAUCUGCUUGAGGAACUUAAAGAAGAGGGUCCUAUAUUGUUGGUGCUGGAUGAUGUUCCCCAAGGAGCAGAAUCCUUGCUUCAGAAAUUUCAGAUUAACAUACCUAAUUUCAAGAUUUUGGUGACUUCUCGGUUUGAGUUUCCGAGCUUUGGUCCUACUUAUCAUUUGAAACCUUUGGGAGAUGAAGAUGCUAAGUCACUUCUCAUUGAGCGGGCAUUUCCACGUUAUUACACGAAAGCACUUGACCAUGAAGAUCUUCUACAUAAGAUUUUGAAACCUUGCUAUGGAAUUCCACUCUUGAUUGAAGUAAUUGGCGUUCAACUUGUAAAAAAAUAUGUAAAUUGGGUCAGGGCAACAUUAUUGGUGGUUUCUUAG
This is a messenger RNA of Eruca vesicaria subsp. sativa (arugula), 1221 nucleotides long. The record is from the annotation of a GenBank genome assembly. Lineage: Eukaryota; Viridiplantae; Streptophyta; Magnoliopsida; Brassicales; Brassicaceae.